AUGAAAAACUACCUGGUGAUUGCCUGUUUGUUUGUCUUGUGGUGUGAAAAAUUAAAGGAUUUAAACUUUUUAAACUGGGAGAAGGAACAAAAUUUUUUUUAUGCAAAUAAUGAUAAUUUAUUAAGAAGAAUAUUAAAUAAUGUAGAAAAAAAUAAAGACAGAACAAAUGUUGAUAAAUCCAAAGUAGUUGAUAUGAAUGAAGGCAAACUUGUUACAUUAGACAAAGAGACGAAGGAAGAAAAUAUUCUUAAAAAUAUUUUUUUUGAAAAUAUAAUGUUUGAUCAAAUAAACGAUGAAAACCUAAAAAUUGACAGAAAGGAAAAAAAUAUAGAUGAAGAGAAAAAAAAUAUAGAUGAAGAGAAAAAAAAACAAAAACAAAAUGAAUUAAUUAAAGAUACUACAAUUGAUAAUGAUUUCUAUUCAUAUACUAACGAUUUGAUUACUCUGCAUAAAAAAAAAUUAAAAGAAGAAAAAAAUUUUGUUAUGAUCAAAGAAUUUGUAAAAUUUUUAUCUAGUCGAGAAGAAAAUGUAUUAAUAUCUAAUGUGAACUUUUUUUUAAAAAGAAUAUUUAAUUUGAUAUUGAGAGAAAAAAUAAUUACUGGAAUGUGUCCUGAUGAGCAAAAUGAAGAAACAGAAAAGCUUGAAAGGAAAGAAAAUAUUGAUGUGAUAAAAAAAGAGGACUCCAAAAAUUAUCAAGACAAAGAAAAAAAUAAGGAAACAACACAUGAUGGUACCACAAAUUAUGAUGGCAAAGAAAAAAAUGAUGAUGGCAAAGAUAACUAUUUAGAAUACUUGAAAAAAAAUCGAAAUUGUAAUUUGAAUAAAAAACUCAAGAUUAUAGAUUGUAAUAAGAAUUCUCUAAACUGUUUCUUCUCAAACAUUAAAAAUGAAGAAUUUUAUAAAGCUCAAGAUUUAUUUAAAUAUUAUAUAUCAUUAGAAAGAAUGUUAAAGAGUUCUUCUAUUCGAUCUAAAACAGAUAGAAUAUCGAAAUAUUUUACAUUUUAUCCAGUUUCCUUAGAUAAAGAAUAUUAUGAAGAGAAAAUAAAUAAUGAUGUCUUUUUAGAAGCAGUUAGAAGUAUAUUAUUUGAUUCACAUGAAGGAAAUAAAAAAAAUAAGAAAAAGAUUUUUUCUAGCUUUAUAAUAGUUGUAGAUACAUUAAUAUCUUUAAUAAAAGAAGAAAAAGUAGUAAAUGAAAUGUAUAUGUUUAUUCAUUUAUUUUUUCAAGAUUUAAAUUUAUUAAAUAAAAAAAUAUUAGACAUUUUAUUAAAAAGUUCUUUUAAUCCAGGAACACCAUAUUAUAUUCCAGAUUUCAAUAAGCAAAAUUUUGAAUUCAUUUUAUCAAAAAUAUAUACAAAAUAUGUUUUAAAUAAUUUAUUAAAUAGGAAAUUUAAUAAUCAGGAUACUAUAAAUAUGUCUCAGUUUUUAAAUAACAAAAUAAAACCUUUCAAUUUUAGUUUUAUAGAAAAUAAUGUGCACCUGUUAAAGAAUCAGAGUGUUCCUAUAAAAGAUGAUGACCUUUUAAUAAGCGAAGAAAAUUUGUGUAAAUAUAUACCUAUCAAAAAAAAAUUAUUAUAUGAGAAACUUAACAAGACGAGACAAGCUGCAGAGGAAGCUAUACUUGAUUAUAUAUUUAGACUUUUGUUGAGAA
Plasmodium gaboni is the source of this 1648-nucleotide messenger RNA. RefSeq lists its product as hypothetical. The record is from RefSeq and is a predicted model, not a curated record. NCBI's taxonomy places the organism in Eukaryota, Apicomplexa, Aconoidasida, Haemosporida, Plasmodiidae. The annotation marks the transcript as partial. The transcript is spliced from 2 exons.